Messenger RNA from Amaranthus tricolor (Joseph's coat), 1441 nucleotides. Its product is annotated as transcription initiation factor IIB-like. Gene Ontology annotation, cellular component: transcription preinitiation complex; nucleus. Gene Ontology annotation, molecular function: TBP-class protein binding. Gene Ontology annotation, biological process: DNA-templated transcription initiation; transcription preinitiation complex assembly. The coding region runs from base 91 to 1032 and encodes 313 amino acids. The transcript is spliced from 7 exons. NCBI's taxonomy places the organism in Eukaryota, Viridiplantae, Streptophyta, Magnoliopsida, Caryophyllales, Amaranthaceae. The record is from RefSeq and is a predicted model, not a curated record.
ACCAUAACAAACAAUUAAAGUCAAAUCCAACACUUAAGAAAAGCAAAUAGAUUAAACUAUAGAAGAAAGAGAUUUUGGAUAAACCCAAAAAUGGGGGAUUUCUCAUAUUGUCCAGAUUGCAAGAGAAGCACAGAGGUUGUUCUUGACCAUGCUGCUGGCGACACUGUUUGUGUUGAGUGUGGCCUUGUUUUGGAAGCUCAUUCCAUUGAUGAACACUCUGAAUGGAGAACUUUUGCUAAUGAAGCCCAAGAUAAUGACCCUGUUCGUGUUGGUGGGCCCACCAAUCCUUUGCUUACCGACGGUGGGCUUUCCACCGUCAUCUCUAAGCCCAAUGGGUCUUCAACAGAGUUUCUUACUUCGUCUUUGGGUCGGUGGCAGUCUCGUGGGUCUAACCCUGACCGGAAUCUUAUUCAAGCUUUUAAGUCUAUUGCUACCAUGGCUGACAGGUUGGGUCUUGUUUCGACCAUAAAGGAUCGAGCCAAUGAAAUAUAUAAGAAGGUUGAAGACCAGAAACCCCUUAGAGGAAGGAAUCAAGACGCAAUUUUGGCUGCUUGUCUCUAUAUUGCUUGUCGACAAGAAGACAAGCCCAGAACUGUUAAAGAGAUAUGUUCGGUCGCUAAUGGGGCCACAAAGAAGGAAAUUGGUCGUGCGAAAGAGUUUAUCGUCAAGCAACUAGAGGGGGAGAUGGGUCAGUCCGUGGAAAUGGGAACCAUUCAUGCAGGAGAUUUUUUGAGGCGUUUUUGUUCGCAUCUGGGCAUGGACAAGCAAGCAGUAAAGGCCGCCCAAGAAGCUGUUCAGACAUCUGAAGAGCUUGAUAUAAGGAGAAGUCCGAUUUCAAUUGCCGCUGCUAUUAUUUAUAUAAUCACCCAACUUUCCGAUGAUAAAAAGCCGCUCAAGGAUAUUUCUCUCGCUACUGGUGUGGCGGAGGGCACUAUAAGGAAUUCUUACAAGGACCUCUAUCCUCAUAUUUCCAAGAUUAUACCAAGCUGGUACGCCAAGGAAGAUGACUUGAGGAAUCUAAGCAAUCCUUAAGAUCCAACAUGUACACGAAAACUGUAAGAAUUCGGUAGCUAAUGGUUAUGACAGUUUAGCGUAAUAGAUGUAAAGCCAAUUGUUUGAGAUGAUCUAUUGAAACGUUCAUCUCGAUUAGGUGUGUUUGGAUCGGUUAAGUUAAUAUAGGUGAUGUUAUACCAUAUUUGAUGUAUUAGGUUCUUCGGUAUGUAUUUAGGUAGUAGCUGCGUGAUGGGUUAUACCUUGUCAUAUGUUCAGCAUUGCUUUGCCUAGUCUAUUGCUCCUUCUUAAGGUUCAUUCUAUCAAAUGACUUUUAGAUAUUUCUCUAUUGUAAAUUUUGUCAUUAUUUUCAACUUUCAAGCAAAAUGAUGUCUAAUGACUUGUGCAAGUUUGCCGAAAGUCAAGAGGAUCUCGUUAUCAUUUACAUCAA